AUGGCAACCGUAGACAUCCUGUCUCCCAGCGUCACUUUGAAAACCAUUGGACCUCCACCAGUCGUGGGUCCAACGACGAAAAGGCCGACUCGUCCUACCCAGCAGAUCCCGCAAUCCGUCAUUGUAAACGCCCGCAACAUUGUGAGGCAGGAGUUUGAUCCAGCCAGGCAUUUGAACUAUGUUCCCCCCAAGAAGAUCAUUAGCAUGGCAGACAUCGGGCUCGAGGGUGCUGGCAUCUCGGAUACCGCGGUAUCGGAACCAUUCAGUCUCUUCACCGACGAAGCCAUAGCACAAAUUAGAGCGGAAAUGUUCAGCGAAAAAGUGCUUGAGAAGUGCCAAUUUGCCUCGAGCUUUGCGAGCAACAUGAUAAGGGGCUAUGAUGAAAGGCAAGCUCUUUUUUCGUCUCGCGGAGGCCCAGGUAUCAGGCUGACCUGGCGCCACAGUCUCGCUCCGUUCACCUUCAAAGCUUGGUAUAGCCCCGAGGUCGCCAAGGCUGUUUCAGAGAUCGCCGGGAUUGACUUGGUGCCUGUCAUGCCUUACGAGAUCGGUCACUGCAAUAUUUCUGUCAACAACAGAAAGCCAGAUCAAGCUGAGCUCGAGCGCAUGAGAAACCAUCCCGGUGAGAGUAUGGAGGCUUUCGCGUGGCACCGUGACAGCUAUCCCUUUGUCUGUGUGACCAUGCUCUCUGACUGCAGUGACAUGGUCGGUGGAGAGACUGUAUUGCGUACAGGCGACGGCAGAACUAUGAAAGUCCGCGGACCCAGCAUGGGCAGUGCUGUCGUCCUUCAAGGCCGUUAUAUCGAGCAUCAAGCCCUCAAAGCGUUCACCGGCGGCGAGCGCAUUUCCAUGAUCACACCAUGGCGACCCAGAUCGCCACUGGUGAAGGACGAAAUUGUCCUUACCACCGUCCGUCCCAUAAGCUAUCAGGAUGACCUCUACCCUCAGUUUGCCGAGUACAGACUCCAGACCCUGAUCGCACGUCUUGAAUGGCAGCUGGCUCAAAUUCGGAGGCACGGUCAGAACGGGCAGAAGUUUGAUCUUGAGGGCGUUCGAGAAUUCCUGGGUCAUCAGGGGGGAUACAUUAAUGAUACUUUGGCCGAGAUGUUCAAGUACGAAGACUAA
Messenger RNA from Cladophialophora immunda, 1122 nucleotides. RefSeq lists its product as uncharacterized. The transcript has 2 exons. NCBI's taxonomy places the organism in Eukaryota, Fungi, Ascomycota, Eurotiomycetes, Chaetothyriales, Herpotrichiellaceae. The record is from RefSeq and is a predicted model, not a curated record. Bases 1 to 1122 code for a protein of 373 amino acids.